CCUUUGGUGGUCCAGGUCUUCAUGCUGCUGGGGGUGACAUUACUGCUCCUGGCUCCUGUCAGCAGACAGCUUGCAAGGACACACAAGUCCAUUAUUUCCCUCCAGCCUCCAUGGACCACAGUCUUCGAAGGAGAGACAGUGACUCUGACUUGCAAGGGAUUUCCCUUCUACUCACAACAGAAAACAAAAUGGUACCUUGGGAAAGAAAUAACAAGAGAAACUCUAGCAAAUACCCUCAAGGUUCGAGAAUCUGGAGAUUACAGAUGCCAGGCCCAGGGCUCCUCGCUCAGUAGCCCUGUGCACUUGGUCUUCUCUUCAGCUUCGCUGAUCCUGCAAGCUCCGUUUUCUGUGUUUGAAGGAGACUAUGUGGUUCUGAGGUGCCGGGCAAAGGAAGAAGUAACACCGAAUACUAUUUACAAGGAUGAUAAUGUCCUAGCAUUUCUUAAGAAAAGCUCUGAUGUCCAUAUUCCUCGUGCAAGUCUCAAGGAUAAUGGUGAAUAUCGCUGUACUGGACAUAAGAGAGGGUGUUGCUCUGUUUCUUCCAACAGAGUCGAAAUCCAAGUCCAAGAGCUGUUUUCACGCCCAGUGUUGAGAGCAAGCUCCUCCCAGCCCAUCAGUGGGAGCCCAGUGACCCUGACCUGUGAGACCCAGCUCUCUCUAGAGAGGUCAGACGCCCAGCUCCAGUUCCGCUUCUUCAGAUAUGGCCAGACCCUGGGAUCAGGCUGGAGCAGAUCCCCAAACUUGGAGAUUGCUACCAUGUGGAGUGAAGAUUCAGGGUUCUACCGGUGUAAGGCAGCAACAGUGAAUCACAGCAUCAUAUCUGACAGCCUAGGAUCCUGGAUACAGGUGCAGAUCUCCAUGUCUCUUCCUGUCCUCACUCUCAGCCCUAAAGACGCCCUGAAUUUUGAGGGAACCAACGUGACACUUCACUGUGAAACCCAGGGAUAUUCUCAGGGCACUUCGUACCAGUUUUAUCAUGAGCAUGUCCUACUGAAGCACAAGUCAGCCCGCUCUGCAAACGGAGAAUCUAUCAGCUUCUUACUGACUGAAGAGCAUUCAGGGAACUACUACUGCACAGCUAACAGUGGCCGUGGCCCCCAGGGCAGUAAGGCUGUGAGACUCUCUGUCACUGUCCCCGUAUCUCGUCCUGUCCUUACCUUCGGCUCUGUUGAGGACCUGAAUUUUGAGGGAGCCAAGGCGACACUUCAUUGUGAAGCCCAGAGAGGUUCACUCCCCAUCCUGUACCAGUUUUAUCAUGAGGAUGUCGUCCUGGGGAGUAGGUCGGCCCACUCUGCAGGAGGAGUGGUCAUCAACUUCUCUGUGACUGCAAAGCAUUCAGGGAAUUACUACUGCACAGCUGACAAUGGCCGUGGCCCCCAGCGCAGUAAGGCUGUGAAACUCUUCAUCACUGUUCCUGUGUCUCGUCCUGUCCUCACCCUCAGCUCUCCUGAGGCCCUGACUUUUGAAGGAGCCACUGUGACACUUCACUGUGAAGUUCAGAAAGGUUCUCCCCGGAUCCUAUACCAGUUUUAUCAUGAGGAUGUGCCCCUAGGGAGCAGCUCAACACCCUCUGUGGGAGGAGUGUCCUUCAGCUUCUCUCUGACUGCAGGGCAUUCAGGGAACUACUACUGCACAGCUGAUAAUGGUUUUGGUCCCCAGCGCAGUGAGGCAGUGAGCCUCUUUGUCACCGUUCCAGUGUCUCGCCCUAUCCUCACCCUCAGGGUUCCCAGGGCCCAGGCUGUGGUGGGGGACCUGCUGGAGCUUCGCUGUGAGGCCCUAAGAGGCUCUCCCCCGAUCCUGUACCAGUUUUAUCAUGAUGAUGUCACCCUGGGGAGCAACUCAGCCCCCUCUGGAGGAGAAGCCUCUUUCAAUGUCUCUCUGACUGCAGAACAUUCUGGAAACUACUCCUGUGAGGCCAACAAUGGCCUGAUAGCCCAGCACAGUGACACAGUAUCACUCAGUGUUAUAGUUCCAGUGUCUCGCCCCAUCCUCACCAUCAGGGCUCCCAGGGCCCAGGCUGUGGUGGGGGACCUGCUGGAGCUUCACUGUGAGGCCCUGAGAGGCUCCUCCCCGAUCCUGUACCUAUUUUAUCAUGAGGAUGUCACCCUGGGAAAGAUCUCGGCCCUCUCUGGAGGAGGAGCCUCCUUCAAUCUCUCUCUGACUACAGAACAUUCUGGAAUCUACUCCUGUGAGGCAGACAAUGGUCUGGAGGCCCAGCGCAGUGAGACAGUGACACUGAAAGUUGCAGUUCUGGUGUCUCGCCCGGUCCUCACCUUCAGGGUUCCCAAGCCCCAGGCUGUGGUGGGGGACCUGCUGGAGCUUCAUUGUGAGGUCCUGAGAGGCUCUCCCCCGAUCCUGUACUGGUUUUAUUAUGAGGAUGUCACCCUGGGGAAUAGCUCGGCUCCCUCUGGAGGAGGAGCCUCCUUCAACCUCUCUCUGACUGCAGAACACUCUGGAAACUACUCCUGUGAGGCCGACAAUGGCCUAGGGGCCCGGCGCAGUGAGGCGGUGACACUUUAUAUCACAGGGUUAACCGGAAACAGAAGUGGCUCUGUUGCCACAGGCGUCACCGGGGGCCUGCUCAGCAUGGCAGGCCUUGCUGCUGGGGCACUGCUGCUCUACUGCUGGCUCUCGAGAAAAGCAGACAGAAAGCCUGCCUCUGACCCCUCCAGGAGUCCUUCAGACUCAGACUCCCAGCAGCCCACCUACCGCAAUGUACCAGCCUGGGCAGAGCUGCAACCAGUGUACAGCAAUGUAAAUCCUAGAAGAGAAGACGUGGUUUACUCAGAAGUACGGAGCAUCCAAAAGAAAAAGAAAAAGAAACAUGCCGCGGCCUCUGACCCCGGGCAGCUCAGGAACAAGGGUUCCCCCGUCAUCUACUCCGAAGUGAAGGUGGCGUCAAUCCCGGCCGCCAGGUCCCCGCUCUGCGUUUCCUCAGCUCCUCACGGAUGAGCCCACAUGUCUCCCCAGCUGCUGUCUCAGCCUCUGCACCCCAAAGUUCCCCUUGUGGGAGAAGCAGCAUUGAAGCGGGAAGAUUUAGGCUGCCCCCCAGGCCACAACCACUGGCCUUCGUUUCCAUGUGCUCAUGCUCAGUCUGACCGGAACGCAGGGCCCCGCCCACUCCCGUCUAUUCCUGGUUACAGCCCUGCCUGGCGGGUUGUUUCAUCCAAUGGCGAGGCACUCCCAUCCCAGGGUGCAGCCCGUUUCCAUUUCCCGGCUUCCUUAGCGGGCUUCAGCUGUGGUUGCUCCCAUCACACCCCGACAGAGGGGGUCUUAAUGCACAAACGGAGAGCGGGCCUUCAGGAGCCGCGGGGCUGGCCUAAACUCCGACACAGAAUUCCUGC
Molecule: messenger RNA, 3344 nt
Organism: Saimiri boliviensis boliviensis (Bolivian squirrel monkey)
Lineage: Eukaryota; Metazoa; Chordata; Mammalia; Primates; Cebidae
Gene: FCRL5
Product: Fc receptor like 5
Biological process (GO): cell surface receptor signaling pathway; immune response
Cellular component (GO): external side of plasma membrane
Molecular function (GO): transmembrane signaling receptor activity
Source: RefSeq, a predicted model, not a curated record